Salvia hispanica is the source of this 1162-nucleotide messenger RNA. RefSeq names its product putative pectin methylesterase CGR3. Gene Ontology annotation, biological process: pectin metabolic process. Gene Ontology annotation, molecular function: methyltransferase activity. The record is from RefSeq and is a predicted model, not a curated record. NCBI's taxonomy places the organism in Eukaryota, Viridiplantae, Streptophyta, Magnoliopsida, Lamiales, Lamiaceae.
CAGGAAUUCCGUUAACGGUUAAUCUCACGAUCACCGCCAUUCCUAAUGACUUCUCCAACAUUUCACAAUUACUAAAACUCUGAAUCAAAUCAAUCACUCAAGUUUGAUAGCAAUGAAGGUUUGGAGACGGCCGGUUAAUCCCGCCCGGCGCCCCUCCGAAAGCGAGGCAGCUUCAUUUGCAUCGCACCUCCAUUCCAGAUCCCGCCCUCCUCCAUACUUAUCCAUUGCACUCCUAAUUCUGGGAGCAAUCCUUGUAAUUGGUUAUCUGCGCGCCGGUCAAGAUGCUUUGGGAAGUAGACUAGCUCUCAGUUGGGCUCAAGGUGAUGUUUCAUGUAGCGAAGAAGUUCAACGUGCCGUUCCAAUUCUGAAAGCAGCAUAUGGGAAUAGCAUGCAAAAGGUGCUACAUGUCGGUCCAGAUGCUUGUUCCACUGUUUCUAGAUUGUUAAGGGAGGAGGAGACCGAUGCUUGGGGCGUGGAGCCAUACGAUACAGAGGAUGCUGAUCGAAAGUGCAAGAGAAUGGUGAAAAGCGGCCUCGUCCGAGUGGCUGAUAUAAAGUUUUUACUUCCCUACAGGGCAAAGUCAUUUCCUCUUGUGAUUGUGUCGGACGCACUGGAUUACUUGUCUCCAAAGUAUCUGAACAGAACUAUUCCUGAACUAGCGAGGGUGUCAUCCAGCGGCCUUAUCAUUUUCACUGGAUACCCACGUAAUGUCAAAGCUAAAGCCAACAGAUACGGAAAUUCGGUUAAGUUGAGGAGCGCGAACUGGUGGGGCGACUAUUUUGAUCAUCUGAGCUUAGAGGAGAAUGAAGACGUGGCUAAGAAGUUCGAGAAAGCUGCAGAAAAAAUGUCGCACAUCCCACAUUGCCAAAUUUUCCAUCUCAAGCCAUACAACUGAUCUUACAGCAGUACGUUUUUGGAGUCUCGUUCUUUUAUUUAUAACGAAAAGGCGACUAACAUCCACUGUCCUAUCUUUUAGUAUCUGAGAAUCUGAGGGAAAUGGAAUAUAGUUAUUGUCAUUAGAAAUGAUAUGUUCAUUUAGGCAGUGGGUUUCAGCAAACUACAAUUUAUAUAAUGGUAUAUUGUUACAUUCAUCCAUUGGCUUUGAAAUUUGUCAAUUGUAUCUAAACCUUUAGAAAUUAUAUUGAUUAUAUUUUUAUCUCUA